Galendromus occidentalis (western predatory mite) is the source of this 366-nucleotide messenger RNA. RefSeq names its product cathepsin M-like. The transcript has 2 exons. Gene Ontology annotation, biological process: proteolysis. The record is from RefSeq and is a predicted model, not a curated record. Bases 1 to 366 code for a protein of 121 amino acids. Lineage: Eukaryota; Metazoa; Arthropoda; Arachnida; Mesostigmata; Phytoseiidae. Gene Ontology annotation, molecular function: cysteine-type peptidase activity.
AUGGAGUCGGACUUUGAUUAUCCAGACACCGAGAAGCUCGGCACUUGCAACUCCAGCACUCCACGAACGACCGGACCGGAACUCCACUACCGGACCAUACUUCCCGAUAACGAGGAUCGCUUGGCCUAUUCGCUCAACCAGAACGGACCGCUGGUCGUUGUUUACAUCAGAGCCGUCCGCAGCUAUUGCUCCAAAGGAAUCUACAACGAUCAUCUCUGUCGCGGAGCUGUAGCCCAGGCCAUGCUCCUCGACGGUAUUGAAAAGGAUGACAACGGCGAUGAAUUGUGGAUUCUGAAGAACUCUCGGGGAACUCCAUUGGGCGAUAAGGGAUUCAUUAACCCAUGGAUAGAUCCAUUAAGUUCUUGA